Lineus longissimus is the source of this 1273-nucleotide messenger RNA. RefSeq names its product U6 snRNA-associated Sm-like protein LSm4. Gene Ontology annotation, molecular function: U6 snRNA binding. The coding region runs from base 55 to 480 and encodes 141 amino acids. The transcript is spliced from 5 exons. Gene Ontology annotation, cellular component: U6 snRNP; P-body; spliceosomal tri-snRNP complex. Gene Ontology annotation, biological process: spliceosomal snRNP assembly; mRNA splicing, via spliceosome; nuclear-transcribed mRNA catabolic process. The record is from RefSeq and is a predicted model, not a curated record. NCBI's taxonomy places the organism in Eukaryota, Metazoa, Nemertea, Pilidiophora, Heteronemertea, Lineidae.
CCCACAAUGUGUAUAUCGAGGAUGUAACAAAUCGCGCCAUCUUGACGAAUCGAAAUGUUGCCCUUAUCUCUUUUACGGACCGCUGUUAACCACCCUAUGUUGGUUGAGUUGAAGAAUGGUGAGACAUACAACGGUCAUCUUGUCAGCUGUGAUAACUGGAUGAAUAUCAAUCUCAGGGAAGUCAUCUGCACAUCAAGAGAUGGUGACAGGUUUUGGCGAAUGCCAGAAUGUUAUAUCCGAGGCAGCACUAUCAAAUAUUUACGUAUUCCUGAUGAAGUGAUAGAUAUGGUCAAGGAAGAGGCCAUUCAAAAUAGGGGCCGUGGUGGUCGAGGUGAUGGGCGGGGGCGUGGUGGACCAAGGGGUGGCCGCGGUGGACCUGGACGAGGUAUGUUGGGUGGUGGUGGACGUGGUGGAGGACGAGGGGGUGGCCGAGGAGGACCACCUAACAAACCAUUCGGAAAGGGCCGAGGAACGAAAUGAGGGCCUAAUCAGACUUAAGUGAAUAGAAGGAACUAUGCAUUUAGCGCUUGAUAUUGAAUGUGCUAUCACACGUUUUGUGCUGACUGAAAAGAUGGAUUGGACAUUACAAAACAUAUUGGAUAUUGUUUAAAAUGAAAGAAAUGUACACUGGUAUGUGUAUGAGUGUAAGGCAGGAAUGUCUUGUAAGCAAGAAACAAACGUGCACAAAUGAGCAAAAGAGUUCAAUUACUUUAUUAGGAAUAAGUCGAAUAAAAAAGGCACAGAAUGUGAAAAUGUAUAACAGAGCUCUUUCUGAACUCUCAGUAGUCUUGUUGUGGUUUUGGUUCUCAGUACCGACGAAAGUUAUUCUUCUCCCGAUUAUUAUUACUUUGGAGCCAGAAACUAUAAACUCUGUUCUUGAAGUGUAGGUGUUGUGGAGCCAAGUGUUUAAAGAUCCUCCCAAUGGUAUGUUUUUCUAGGUGUAUUGAAGUAGGAUUCUGUAAGCAGUUCUGCAACUUCCGCCAAGACUUGUUUUCUUUAGUCUGAUAUUUAGAUGUUUAUAAUCAUGAUGAUGGUUUAUUGUUACCUGAUUUACAUUCAAGGUACACAGUCGUUAGGUCAUGGUACUGUAACCCCCAUUUUGGGGGAGGGGGUUGGGGAAUGAACGGAUACCAAGUUUUAGAGGCAAAGCAGAACUUCAUGUAAGCAUAGUUUUAUAACUUAAUGUGCUCAAAGUGGUAAACUUUUGUAACAUUGACUAUGUGUAUAUGGACCUUGAAAAAUUUGGAUAAAAAAAUAAACACAAUAACAUAAA